Molecule: messenger RNA, 447 nt
Organism: Cooperia oncophora
Lineage: Eukaryota; Metazoa; Nematoda; Chromadorea; Rhabditida; Trichostrongylidae
Source: the annotation of a GenBank genome assembly
AUGGUGUAUCCUGCAUCUGUCUUCAUUACUGGGGCUAAUAGAGGCAUUGGAUUAGGAUUGGUUCGUGAAUUUUUGAAGGUUCCGGCCGUGAAGCAUGUGAUUGCUGGCGCAAGGAAUCCAGAUAAUGCUGAGGAGCUGAAUGCAAUUACCGAUAAGCGACUGAGUAUCGUCAAAAUUGAUAUCGAUUGUGAUCAGUCCAUCAAAGACGCAUACAAGCAGGUAGAGGCCGUAGUUGGUGAGAGCGGGCUAAACGUGCUGUUGAACAAUGCGGCCAUCUUGCCGCCUUAUUUUACAAAUGGAGCCAUCUGUCGGGAUACCUUAAUGAAGUGUGUUAAUACCAAUGUUCUAGGAACCGCCAUCGUCAGUCAGACUUUUUUGCCGUUGCUCCGUAAAGCGUCCUCUCACGGUGAAGGAGACCAUUGGGGAUUGACCGUGCUGCUAUUGUGA